Paramecium octaurelia is the source of this 1033-nucleotide messenger RNA. Lineage: Eukaryota; Ciliophora; Oligohymenophorea; Peniculida; Parameciidae. The record is from the annotation of a GenBank genome assembly.
AUGCAUAAAAUGACUCAAAGAUUUAUAAUAGAAAUACCAGAACAUGAAUACAUAGAUGGAAAGGUGUUCUAUUUGAUCAGAACAACAAAUAUUGAAAACAAUUGUACAAAAGAAGUGAGAAAGAGAUAUUCAGAAUUAGAACUGAUUCAUUUGAGAAUACUAGAUUGGAUCAAUAUAUUCAAAAUACAAAUCCCCUUACUCUAAUUUCCUAAAAAAAAAAUUCUAUUCUCCACCAACAUAUCAGAGGAAAGUGUAAUCAAAAGGGUAUUUAAAUUUUGCUAUUAUAGAGAUGGGAAUUGUAAAUAUACUUAAAUGAGAUAUUCCAACAUUAGGAUCUUUAUGGACUUGGAGCUCUUUAAGAAUUCUUACCUAUAGUUAAGAAUCCAAAUGUAUAGGAAUCAAAAAACGCAAAAUCUAAUAUAAAUUGGCAGGAAAUUGAAGACCUGAAAAAAUCAUAUUUAGCCAAACAUGAAAGUGAAGUGAUUUCUUUGCCUUAGUCAAAAUUUUUCAACUAAAACAAGUAAUGAUAAUAUAUAUAUUCUAGAUAAUAAUAUACGUUUAAAUUUGAAGAUCACAAAAUACAAGAUCAUUCUGCAAUCUAUAUGAUAUCAAUUAAUGAUCAAAUGACAGGCAAGAACUGGAAAUUUAGUUAAAGAUAUAAAGAUUUAAGAGAAUAUCAUCAUUAGUUAAAGAAACUGAAAUUGUAGUUUGAAUUACCAGAAUUUCCUGAGAAGAAAUUCAUAAAUUUAGACGAUGUUUCUGAUUUAUCAGAUAGAAAGAGAGACUUGGAGAAUUAUUUAAAUUAAAUUUUUAAGUAUAAUAUUGUUCUAAAUUUAGAUAUCCAGAAUUAGUUUAAAGCGAUGUAAUGGUGUUCUUUAUUGCUAAAAGUUAAUUAUAUUGCAAUGAAAUUGGAUGUAGAUCUAAUGACUAAGCAAAAAAUACAUUAGAAUUUUCAAGAAUGAAAAGUAAAUCCAACAUAAUAUCUCCGAAUGUUGAAUAAGAUUCGAAAGUUCCUCGAAAAAUAACCUGUUGA